AUGGAGUCUCCGAAAAAGUCUAUUUUGUCCUCAACUAAGAAAGAUAAAAAAAAUUCACAGAAAUACCCGUUGUUGGAUGCCCACUGGUGCUCAGAUACAGUUUACCUCAAAUUUUAUCACCCCAAGCCCGGUGCAACAAACAAAGAGCUCAAUAAUUGGAAUUUGCAAGUAUCUUCAAUAAUAGCUGCCUAUUCCCAACUGCUUCUUGAAGAUUUUGACAAAUUUUGGUGUGAGAUAAUAUACAGUUCUACACUCCACGACUCCAUUGAUUCGGUUCUUCAAGCCGGACUGAGACUCCAAGAUCUUCCGAAGAAUUUGCUUCGUUUUGCCUCGUCACUACGUCAAUUGAAAACACUAACGCUUCUCGUCUUUCAACGGGCCUCCCAACCCAAAUACUCAAAGACCAUGUUUCUAACUGAUUCAGAGUAUGCAAGAUUUGUUCACGAUAAGUUUGUCUUCGAUCCGUAUCGGUUCAUUAACUUGACAUUGAUGUAUUGCCCUGACAACCGUGAAAUCGUCAUCGAUAUUAUUCGUUCUGUGGUCGCCCUACAGCCGAAAUUUAUUGAUGACAUAAGCGCUACCCUGAGAACCGUUUUAGCCCUCCUAAGGAACAAUGAAGAGAAAUUACAGCAGUGGCAAUUUGAGGAGGACCACGGGACAGGGGAAUCCUCGGACGUGAAUUGCAUUGACCGCCUUGAUGGUGUUAUCGAAUAUUUGUUGGACGUUGCUACAACACUUGAGCAGUUUCUUUCGAUUGUGUCGGAAGCGUGUCCUGAUAUCCCUAGAAAGUGCCUUACAGAUACUCUGCAUGUCAGGUAA
Dibothriocephalus latus is the source of this 819-nucleotide messenger RNA. NCBI's taxonomy places the organism in Eukaryota, Metazoa, Platyhelminthes, Cestoda, Diphyllobothriidea, Diphyllobothriidae. The record is from the annotation of a GenBank genome assembly.